Messenger RNA from Helianthus annuus (common sunflower), 376 nucleotides. RefSeq names its product proline-rich protein 1-like. The transcript has a single exon. NCBI's taxonomy places the organism in Eukaryota, Viridiplantae, Streptophyta, Magnoliopsida, Asterales, Asteraceae. Bases 8 to 376 code for a protein of 122 amino acids. The record is from RefSeq and is a predicted model, not a curated record.
AUAUUGCAUGCAUGCAGGAGCCACGGCUAGAGUAACUUGUUUGGCAAGAAACCACCUUGGGCUUGAACUAGCACCAUUCUCGGUCUCAAGUUGCCCGUCGGAUGACAAAGGUUACUUUCUAGCGAAACUAUCUCCUCAAGUGACAAAAUUUUAUAAGAAAGUUGAAUGGGAGUUGAAAGAGUGCAAGGCCUACCUAGAGAAAUCACCAUUGAAGGAAUGCAAGGUUCCACUAGAUAUCAAUGGAGGAAUUAAAGGUGUUCAUAUUGUUUCUUCUUCCACUCAUCGACUCCUUAAAAACGCGAAUCUGUAUUCGCUCAAACCCUUUUUCUACACUAGUGAUGAACCCAAACCAGUCUCCAACAACAAAGGAUAUUAA